AUGAACAAAUGCCGUGGAAGCUUUCGGAAAACCUUCCGCGGGUUGAUUGUAAAAGUCUCCAACACCGACUCGCAGCCGUGCUGGAUACCCGUGAAGAACCUUGGAAGCUUUCUCGGGUAUCUGCCCGACCAUAGCCGCGGGCUGCAAGAUGCCUUGGCUCACGCUCUAGUAACUCUUCGGGCGGCCAAUGCCAUUGACAACGACAAGGGCACAAUGGAAGAUCUCGAGAAUGGAGGCCCACUCCCGGAAACAGAGGUGUCUCCCGCAACCACACAGGCCGUGACGACCUUCGAGCUCGUCAUCAUAUCUUAUGGCCAUGCCCAUGGCCCUCUCACGCUCCCUGACCCUGGUGCCGUGGAGCAGCUCACCUUUUCCGUGAGGUCCAUCAAGAACCCACCUGCCAAGCUGCGCAGGACACACACGGGUCUAUCCUCUCAUCUGCGCAAGGAAGUCAUGGCCAGUUCGGCCGCCGUCGCAAGAUUGGGCAUCAUUGUCGGGGCCGUGCAGACGAAAAUGGUUGAGAUGAAACUCGCCCGCGAAGGCGUGGACCCAACCGCCGAGUCGCCUUCGCCACCUGCGGCGCCGUCAGUCCUCGUUGUCGGCAUCAUGUGUGAACGGGGAAAACAUCGCAGUGUGACUUUUGCAGAGGAGCUCUCUCGCAAGAUCCAAGCAGACGAUUGCUGGGCAGUCUCGGUUCAGCAUCGUGAGCUGGACCCUCCGCCACAUCGCACCGGCGCUGCCAUCCAGGAUGAGGACAGAUUGACAGGGGACGUAAGAGCCGGAAACAAGCCCGGGAAACAGCGUGGUUUGGACCGGAAGAAAGGUAAGUCAUCAGCCAGAAGAUUCUUGCAAGAAGAUGCCCCCGAUGCUGAGGAGGACGUUUGA
Molecule: messenger RNA, 885 nt
Organism: Fonsecaea multimorphosa CBS 102226
Lineage: Eukaryota; Fungi; Ascomycota; Eurotiomycetes; Chaetothyriales; Herpotrichiellaceae
Exons: 2
Coding region: 1-885 (294 amino acids)
Source: RefSeq, a predicted model, not a curated record